Messenger RNA from Orbilia oligospora ATCC 24927, 1809 nucleotides. RefSeq lists its product as uncharacterized. The record is from RefSeq and is a predicted model, not a curated record. Gene Ontology annotation, molecular function: oxidoreductase activity, acting on CH-OH group of donors; flavin adenine dinucleotide binding. Lineage: Eukaryota; Fungi; Ascomycota; Orbiliomycetes; Orbiliales; Orbiliaceae. The coding region runs from base 1 to 1809 and encodes 602 amino acids. The transcript is spliced from 2 exons.
AUGGAGCACAUUGCAUCCACCGACAUUGACGUUGUCGGGCUUCUUAGCAAGAACAAUGCCUACGAUUAUAUCAUCGUAGGAAGCGGCAUGGGAGGUGGCCCUCUCGCCGAAGUCCUCUCUCAAAGAAAGAAAAAAGUACUCCUCAUUGAACGAGGACAUCCUAUCUUCAAUACCCACGUUCUUAAUACCUCACGCCCAUACUUCAAGCGCGGAGCUAGUAACUCCCCUGAAGGCAAUGAGGCUAUCUAUGACGCCGUCAAAGCCAAAGUGCGCUGCACCGAAGGUUCCACCCCAUACAUCGGUGGGCCUGUCUACUGCGUAGGUGGUAGAUCCAAUCUUUGGGGUAUUUGGACUCCACAGAUCAGCAAGCCGACUCUGGACUCCCACUUCCCUGAGGAUAUUACCAAAUACCUCACCGAGAAGCAAAAGGUCUACAACCGUGAAGGCGAGGAGUUUGAAGUGAAUGGAUAUGAUUAUGCAUUCAAUUUCAUAACUGACUAUUCUCAAAGCACUGCUGUAUACCCUAAAGGUAGCGGCCAGAUAACGGCCGAAGCUCUUGAAGGCGUACGAGUCAGCCUAAAUGGAGCCUUACCUGGUUCAAACUUCGACCUCAUGCCAGUUGCGGCACAAUUUAACUCUGCGGCCCCGUAUAAGUUCCCCCAGGGUGCAUACAGUACCACAUUGGCGCUGAUGAAUCGAAUCUAUGCACACGAUCGGUAUUUGACAGUACUUCUGAACACGGAAGUACUUUCCGUUGAGCAUGAAACAGUUGGGUCCGACGAUAAACGAAAGGCUACCUCCAUCCUCGUCCGUCAUACAGAUGGUGAAAAUAGAAUGAUUAAGAACCUUGAUGUUGGCACUGCGGAAGUAAUUCUAGCUGCAGGAUCUAUUUGUACACCAGCGAUAGCACUCAACAGCGGUUUCGGGUCCUUCAAGUCUCUCGGACUUGUAGGAAAGGGCCUUAUUGACCACGACGUAUGCUAUGUUCGAUUCGCCAAAUUGAAGUCCGGUGGAUUGACAAUGGCACCUGUCAACAUGAAAACAAUCUUACCGGUCGCAGGUAAAACCUGUUUGGUCACCGUGACUGUCAAUGCCAACUUUUUCUUGGCUGGCAGCUCCGCAUCACUCCCCACGAAUCAUUACUAUUCUCUUAAAAAGAAUCGUCCUUUCGAACUGAAGAAGGGGCUUAGCGAUGUUAAUGAAGAUGACUAUGAUACCAUUUGUGUGUUGUUCGAGUUUGUGGGUGAGUUGAACGAUGGGAACGAGGUCCUCAGUACUCCUGGAAAGGAUCCUGUCAUCCACAUUGUUCGGCCACCACUUGGUCCAGACGUACAGUGUGCGAUGGAGGAUAUAUGUGCCAGGAUCAGGAACUUGUUCCUUUACGACAAACCAGACUUUGCCAGCGACCUCCCAGCUCCACGACCAGUACAACUCGGCUUUGGAGUCUUCUCCCAUGAGUGUGGCACCAUGCGGAUGGAUGGACCUAAAAGCACUGACGGUGUUGUUGACUCCAAUCUCAGGGUCAAGAACUUCGAAAAUCUUUCAGUUUGUGAUCUAUCCGUCUUCCCGGUCAGUCCGGAAGCAAAUCCAGCACUCACAUUGGUGGCACUUUCAUUGAGGAUGGCAGACAAAUUUGCACCUCCGGUUGUCAAUCCAAAGUUCCCUCCAAUAAGAGUCCCCCAAGAGCCUUCGACUGGGUACAUGGGUGAGCCCGGCGGAGAGGGUGGAGACUGUGGUAGUGGUGAAGGUGGGGCUGGGGGUGGUGCGGGCGAGAUUACUAGGUAUUUGCCUUGGCCUCUAGUUGAAUAA